Messenger RNA from Vittaforma corneae ATCC 50505, 1800 nucleotides. RefSeq lists its product as uncharacterized. Lineage: Eukaryota; Fungi; Microsporidia; Nosematidae. Gene Ontology annotation, cellular component: membrane. Gene Ontology annotation, molecular function: ATP binding; ABC-type transporter activity; ATP hydrolysis activity. Bases 1 to 1800 code for a protein of 599 amino acids. The transcript has a single exon. The record is from RefSeq and is a predicted model, not a curated record.
AUGAUCAAUGAACUAGAGUGUGAAGUCACUUGGAACAAUCUAAGUUUGUAUACGAAGAAAGGAAAACCUAUCCUUAAAAAUACCAGUGGACAGAUAGGACCUAAAACACUCACCGCAAUAAUUGGGCCAAGUGGAUCUGGAAAGACAACACUUCUCGACACAAUCUCAGGCAGAAUAUUAUCGGAGCUGAAGCUGGUGGGCGAAAUAAAGAUAAAUGGAUACAACAGAAACAUAGAAACCUGGCCAAAGAUAGUGUCGUAUGUCGGGCAAUUCUUCCCUGCAUAUGAAAAACAAACUGUUUGCGAGACUCUAACAUUUGUAGCAUCGAUAAAACUGAGAAAUAGCGGUCUGGCACAACUAAAAGUAGAAGAGCUCAUGUCAUUGCUAGGAUUGGAAGAGUCAAGAGACACAUUAGUAAAAAAUCUGAGCGGGGGCGAGAGAAUUCGAGUGAGCUUGGGAAUCGAAAUGCUAGGAAAUCCGCCUGUGCUUCUGCUUGAUGAGCCUGUUUCAGGUCUCGACUCAUUCAAUGCCUUAAACAUACUUGAAACAGCAAGAAAGAUAGCGGACAUCGGAAAAACAGUGCUGAUAACAAUACACCAGCCAUCUUACAAAAUGACGCAGUACUUUGAUAAAAUAAUCAUCAUGUGUGAGGGAUCGUCGAUCUUUGACGGACCAAUGCAGGAUUGUAUAAAAUUUUUUGAAAACUGCGGAUUUAAGCUACCUGAAAACACCAACCCCACAGACUUCUUUUUGGAUGUGCUAGCAAUGGAUACGAAAAACGAAGCUGCAAAGAGAGAAUCAAUGGAGAGAAUAGGAAAGAUCAGGAGGGGAUGGAAUGAAAUAAAAGUAGAGCCCAAGAUAAGCAUGGUUCAGCCGAUUAGAUGGACAGAAGAGCGCUCCAGUAAAUUUGUAUUCCAAAAGCUAUACAUAAGAGGGAUAACCAGCUAUAUUAGAAAUACCUCGUAUAUUUUUGGUAGGAUAUUUCAGAGAGUCUUUAUAGGUCUUAUAUUUUCAUUAACUUUUCUUCAACUGGGGGUGGAGGGCACCAAUGCAUUUUCAUUUCGUGGAGUCAUUAUCCUUUAUAUUCAAAACGAAUUGUUUGGAACCAGCUCUCCCAUUUUGAAUGUGUUUAAUGAAGAAAAAAAAAUCAUUGACAGGGAAAGGAAGUCCGGGCUGUAUACGGGAUAUGAGGCCUACUGGGCCAAAUUUGCAGUAGAGUUUAGCUAUGCUCUGGUUUUUACCGUUCCUUAUGCCAUUUCUACGUAUUACAUUGUAGGGCUAAUUACUAAUUUUGGCACCUUUGUAAUAUUUUUAUUGAUUCUACUGUCCGUGGAUAUUUUUGCCAUAUCGUUUGGAUUGACCAUCGGGGCUAUAACUUCAACAACAGAGGCAUCCCAGAUCGUCGGUGUUUCGCUGAACGUGUUCUAUCUAAUAUACAGUGGAACUGUAGGCAAUCCGCGGCUUAUUCCGUCCUGGCUCAGGUGGCUGUGCUGGCUAUCGCCCGUCUAUUAUGCGUUCUCAGCGCUAUGCUCCAAUCAAAUUAAUAGCCUCUCAUCAAACAGCAAUAGUCCGAAGAAAAGUGCAUCUGAGUCUACUGGCCAAUUUACGAUUGAGGGUCCUCAAACAUUUGAUUCGUUUGGAUUGAAUAGCCUAUCGAUAACAGCAAAUGUGUUUGUUGUGCUAGGAUAUGCAUUUUUGUACCAAAUUAUCGGAACUAUUGUUCUUCAUUAUAGAACUAGAAACAACCUUAGAGAGUCGCACAGACUCUGUUCAGACAAUGGCAAUGCAGAAACUAUUUAA